CUGAGAAGAAAUAAAGGAAGCAACGCGUCUAUCGAUAAAUGUUAGGAACGAAACAACUACCGUAAUAGGAAACAAUAGGAAAAAGGAGUUGAGGCCCGUUCGUCUCAAAACUCUCAGAUCGCUUUGAUUUUGGCAUUCACGAUACUCGAUUCGGAAAAUUGCUUCACCGCUCUUUUGCUUGUGCAUUAAUUCCAAGUUGAAGAAAAAUGGAAGGUGGAAAAGACAAGCGUGAUCACGAGUCUAGUGACAAAGGGCUGUUUUCAAGUCUUGCCGGAUAUGCUGCUGGACACUACCCUCCACAUGGAUACCAUCCACAGGGAUAUCCACCUCAAGGAUAUCCCCCGCAAGCCUACCCACCAGCUGGGUAUCCACCUGGAGCUGGAUAUCCUCCUCCAGGUGGAUACCCACCUUCUGGAUAUCCUCCCCCAGGUGGAUAUCCUCCACCUGCUGGAUAUCCUCCCCCAGGUGGAUACCCUCCACCAGCCUAUCCUCCCCCAGGAGGAUAUCCCCCAUCCAGUUAUCCUGGUCCAUCAGCUCCAUAUCAUUCAGGACAUGGACCUGGUAUGGGAGCAUUGCUAGCAGGGGGUGCUGCUGCAGCAGCUGCUGCUUAUGGUGCUCACCAGCUCUCCCAUGGUGCUCAUAGUCUUGGACAUGGGGGUUACCAUGGCUUUGGUCAUGGAAAGUUCAAACAUGGCAAGUUUAAGCAUGGGAAAUUUGGCAAGCGCUGGAAGAAUGGCAUGUUUGGGAAACAUAAGUUCAAGAGAUGGAAGUGAUGCAGAUGUAACGUUCGCUUGGAGCUCAAGGCUUUCUUUCAUGUUAUUAUUCAAAGGGGGAAGGUUUGCUGUUAUAUGCUAACAAUAUUUUCUUUCUUGUAGUGCCAGAAAUAAGUUCUUAAGGUCUUUUUUGUCUGACGACGAAAAUGUAAAGUGUGUUGUUUAUAUGAUUGCGGUUGCUUUUGUUUGCU
This is a messenger RNA of Juglans microcarpa x Juglans regia, 964 nucleotides long. RefSeq names its product glycine-rich protein A3. Bases 207 to 773 code for a protein of 188 amino acids. The record is from RefSeq and is a predicted model, not a curated record. The transcript is spliced from 3 exons. NCBI's taxonomy places the organism in Eukaryota, Viridiplantae, Streptophyta, Magnoliopsida, Fagales, Juglandaceae.